Messenger RNA from Dalotia coriaria, 5204 nucleotides. RefSeq names its product attractin-like protein dsd (gene dsd). The coding region runs from base 249 to 4043 and encodes 1264 amino acids. The record is from RefSeq and is a predicted model, not a curated record. Lineage: Eukaryota; Metazoa; Arthropoda; Insecta; Coleoptera; Staphylinidae. Gene Ontology annotation, molecular function: protein binding. The transcript has 6 exons. Gene Ontology annotation, cellular component: Golgi apparatus.
CACAGUCGAAGUCGACAGGCGAGAAAGUAGCGAAGUUUGUCGCGGAUGCGAAGCUUGUGAAGUGAAAAUUCCCGAUCGCGGGCGUGAAAAAUGUGCGCGACGCAGCGCUAAAUCAGCGUCUCGAAUGCGUGCUUCAAUAGACCGAAUGUGAAUAGCGCUGCUGGCCGAUUGUUCGCGUUCCGCCGAAUGCGCGACUAAAUAUGGCCCGAUUAACAGUUAUGUUCGUGCAAGAGCUCGCGUGAGCGACAAUGCUCGAGAUAUUGCAAAUGUUUCUCUUCCUCUUCAAAUCCAAGUAUCGCAGAAAAUGCCUCUUGCUGUUGCUGGGGGCGGUCGUCUUCGUCGGCUGCUUUGCGCUCGCGGACAGCAAGUGCAGCAGCGCAGAGGACUGCGGCGGGCACGGCAUCUGCCUCAACGAGACCUGCGUCUGCUACGACGGCUGGCAGGGUUUCCAGUGCCAAUACUGCGGAGGAAAAGUCAGGCUUGGGACAUCCAAUGGAACAAUCCAUGAUGGUUUUGGCAAUUACUCAAUUGGAGUAAAAUGCAGCUGGUUGAUUGAUGCGCCUAACUCAACUAUAACCAUUCAUCUUCAAGAAUUUGCCACUGAAUGUGGAUGGGAUCAUUUAUACAUCUUUGAUGGGGACAGUGUCAACUCACCACUGCUAGCAGUAUUCAGUGGUUUGAUGUACAAAGACUCCUACAAGAUCCGCCGAGUGCCUGAGGUUGUCGCGCAAAGUGGCGCAGCGUUAGUGCACUUCUUCUCCGAUGACGCAUUUAAUAUGUCUGGGUUCAACAUUACCUAUAGAAUCAAUGCAUGUCCAUCAAAUGUGUCAGGAGUUGAUUGUUCAGGUAAUGGAGUCUGCAUUGAUGGAGUAUGCACAUGUGAUGGUCAUUGGACGGGCACCGCCUGUCAUUUGGAGAAAUGUCCGGCUAAUUGUGGCAGAUCUGAGGGUCGAGGCACCUGCGAACCGGAAGAUGGUUGCAGGUGUACCGCAGGCUUCGAGGGAGAAGACUGCUCACAGUUGACCGUCAAUGGGUACUGGGAGAGUGUGCAACCGAAUGGUUUUAUUCCUCCUGGUUCUGCUUCACAUGGGGCUGCUGUGUGGAAGGAUAGUUUGUAUGUGAUAUCCGGCGAGAGUUAUAACAAGGGCAGUAUGCUCUAUACUUAUGAUUUUAAUGGACAUGUUUGGGAAACUGCGCAUUUAACCCACGGUCCGCAGAUGCGAUAUGCGCACUCCACAGUUCUCUACGGCGAUAAAUUGUUCCUCUACGGUGGAAUUGUUGGUAACCGCGGUCCGACUUCAGAGUUAUGGGCGUUUGAUAUCAACGCCAAGUCUUGGGAGAAUAUCACCGUGCGGCCUGUGUCGUGUAACGGGAGUUAUCUGCUCUGUGGACCUCUCCGCGUUGCUGGACACACUGCUACACUUGUUACUAAUGUUAAAAACAGUAUGGCGGACAGAAUGAUUGUGAUUUUUGGCCAUUCGCCUCUUCUAGGUUAUCUAAAUACAGUGCAAGAAUAUUAUUUUGGUACCCGCGAAUGGCACAUAGUGAAGCCAAGCGGGUUCCCAGUGAAAGGCGGUUAUGGCCACACAGCGGCAUGGGAUUACUACACCGCUAAAAUUUACGUGUAUGGCGGUGUCAUCUCAGAAGGUCAAUCCUCACAAAUACUCAGCAAGAAUCUCUAUUCGUAUGACCCGCAUUCGCGAGUAUGGACGCUUUUGGCCGACGCGCCCAGCGCUCGUUUUUUACAUUCAGCCACGUUUGUUAGCCCCACGCUGAUGCUUGUCUUCGGCGGCAACACGCACAAUGAUACGUCCUAUAACGGCGGCGCUAAGUGCUACAGUUCGGAGAUGAUGGCCUAUGACGCUAUAUGCGACACGUGGCAGUCAAUUGCGGCUCCGGAUCAAAUUCAAAGCGAUCUUGCACGCUUUGGCCAUUCAGCGUCCGUAUUUGAAGGAUCGUUGUAUAUCUAUGGUGGAUUCGAUGGACAAAUGCUAUCGGACAUUAUCAGAUAUCGACCGGGAGGAUGUGAACAUCUAGUCAACCAGCAGGCGUGCCUCGGCACCCGGCCCGGGGUAAAAUGUGUUUGGGAUCAGAAGAACGCCAAAUGCGUUAAUGUCAAGGAGAUACCCAAGAACUUACUAAACAACGACGGUGUUGUGUUUAAAUGUCCCGAGAUGAGUCGCAAUUUUAACGCGCACAGAAUCUAUCAGUAUCAGGACGAGUGCAAGUCCAUGGAGGACUGCAGCAGCUGCGUGCAGAAUACGAGGAAUUGCGUUUGGUGUGCUUCAGGAUGUACUUACAAAAGCUGCAAAGAGAUGGACUCGAAAGGAAUCUCAACAUUGGAUCAGUGCCCAAUCGAUCCCGGAAUUUAUUGCAAAGAGUUGCACACUUGCAAAGCAUGCCAGUCCCAAGACGAAACCAACUACACUUGCAGAUGGAAGUACGAACCCGCCAAAUGCACGGCGUUUAUCGUCCACAACUCGAGCGGAGUAAUGCCCAACGAAGUGGAAGUCGAUGUUGGCACUCAUUGUCCGCGAGUGUGCGCCGAGUACACUUCAUGCCAAAACUGCACUCAGGAAGAGUGCAUUUGGUGUCAGAACGAAGGCAGAUGCGUUGAUAAAAACGCUUACACAUCUAGCUUCCCCUAUGGCCAAUGCCGCGAGUGGACAACUGUGAGUAGCAAGUGCCGCAGCCGUGGAAGUGAAGAGAAGUCCCAAUGCAGCUUUUAUUCAACGUGUGCGCAAUGUAGAGAUGAUCCCGCAUGCGGCUGGUGCGAUGAUGGUAGUCGCACUGGUUUAGGCAAAUGUAUGCCAGGCGGAUAUGCGGGACCCACUCUACACACUCAGUCACUACCAUCCAGCACAUGUCCAUCGGAGCGUUGGCAUUUUACAACUUGCCCAGUAUGUCAAUGCAAUGGACAUGCGUCUUGUAAAGGUAAUUCAAGCACGUGUCUACCGUGCAAGGAUUUGACAGUUGGAGCACAUUGCGAUCGUUGCAUGCCUGGGUAUUGGGGCUCACCCGUGAAUGGCGGAAAAUGCCAACCGUGUGAGUGCAAUGGCCAGGCGACGCAGUGUCAUCCCGAAACUGGCAAAUGUUAUUGCACCACUAAAGGUUUAGGUGGUGAUCAUUGCGAAAAGUGCGACGCGGCGAAUCACUACUUUGGCGACCCGACAAACAAAGGAUUCUGUUACUACGACCUGACCAUCGAUUAUCAAUUCACAUUUAAUCUGUCCAAGAAGGAGGACAGGCACUAUACGCAGAUUAACUUCCGAAAUUCGCCAAACAAACCCGACGUGGAUGCUGAUUUCACCAUCACUUGCUCGGUGCUGGCGAAGAUGAACAUCACUGUGAAGAUACCAAACUCGAAAGAGGAAAAGGCGAUAUUUACAGCGCAGAAUUGCACGACAUUCCGGUCGCGAUUCGCCAAAUCAGAGUAUAACUUUGGAAUGGUGAAUAAUGUAACGCUGACCACCUUCCAUGUCUACGUGUAUGAUUUUCAACCGCCGCUGUGGAUACAGAUUUCGUUCUCGCAGUAUCCCAAGUUGAAUUUGCAACAGUUUUUUAUUACAUUUUCAACGUGUUUCUUGUUUCUGCUGCUGAUUGCGGCGUUCCUGUGGAAGGUGAAACAGAAAUAUGAUAUGUAUCGACGGCGGCAGCGUCUGUUUGUGGAGAUGGAGCAGAUGGCGUCGCGGCCUUUCUCGCAGGUGCUGGUCGAGUUGGAAGUGAAAGACAAGAUGGACACGGAUACGGCGGUGAUUGCAGCACUCGACCGCCUCAAGAGCAAGAAAGAUGCACCUAGUCCCAUAGCUUUAGAACCGUGCAAUGGCAAUCGCGCCGCUGUUUUAAGUCUUCUCGUUCGAUUACCCACAGGUGGUGAACCAUAUACAGUAGUGGGCCAGUCAGCAGGUUUGGCAAUAGCUAGCACGCUGGUCACGCUAGGCAACCCGCGCAAAACAAGCAUCGAGCAGGUAAAGGUCGAGUCCUCCAAGGGCGGCAAGUCGCGCAAGUCGCAAUCGCAGCACCCCGACGUCGGAUGCCUUUAGUACUCACUCACACCCUGCUGUACUACAAGUACACACUAGUUUUAUUUGUGUCUCCGAAAAAUUGAAUUCUCGAAUUCGAAUCUCAGUUCUAGUAAUUUAUUGCGUAGACUUUUCGUUUUAUUAUUUUUUUUUAAAUGCGAUGCCAACAACGAUGCCAGUUUUAUUAUUCACAAACGAUCGAACAAAGGACGCGCCGGACACAAAGCAAAAGUAGAUGAGAUCCAGGAGUGAUAACGAUAUUUUGUAAGCAUGGUAGGCCUAAAAUUAGAACACAAACCGAACAAAGUCACACACUGAUCAAAACAUAUUUACAAAACAAAAAGCAAUAUACUUAGAGGUUAAUAGUGGUAACAUGGAGUUGAAAUGCUCAAUACUGACAUGAAAUACUCAGCAAACACAUCACAAUCUCAACUGACUUCAAUGAUCAACCUUUCACACUUUGCCAGCGUGCAAACUCUGUGCUGCGCUUUGAAUUAUUUUUAGUUUGUCGUUGCGUGAAAUUUGCAUUUUUUUUCGAUGGCGAUAAGGGGUUAGACACAUGUUUUUAGAAAGAAAGUGAUUUUUAUUCAAAAUGGCGGAUAGUUUAACCUUAACUUAAAUGAAUUAACCUUAAAAUUGAAUUAACCCCUUUUGGAAUUGUGAAUAUUCGAAUAUGUGUUAGCGAAAUUUAGCGAAAAAGUGUGUGGAACCAAGUGCGAGACUGAUUGGCUACGAAACAAAAACUAACAAACGCGAUCACGGAUAUGUACGAAAUAAUCUAAAGAGGAUAAAUAACUAAAAGUAUUUUUCAAAACAAGACUAUAAUUUUACCGGAGACGUAUUCUCCUCGUCUUGUUCCGUAGCGUUUUUUUUUUCUCUCAUUGAUUUCUCGAAUUCUGUGGUUCUCUUUAUAUAUUAUUAUAUUAUUAUUAUUACUGCCAUUAUCGCACCGAUGAUAAUACUUGUUUCGUGUUUAUUUUAUUACAUAUUUAAUGUUUUUUUUUUAUAUAUUAAUCGAAGGCAGAUGAGAAGAGAGGAAUUCCAUGUAUAUGUAAAUAUGAUGUUUUUCUUUUUUAUUUAGUUAUAUAUUUUGGUGGCGCCCUCCUAAGUGCCGCGCAUUUUAUAUAGUGAUGAACAAAUGUUUAAUCUUUUUAGAAAUGAAAAAUUGCUAAAAUUGUACAA